GCCCCUCUCUCUCUUUCUCUCUGACACAAACUUGGAUACAUUGCAGUUUAAUCGGGCCACAGUGACUCACACUUUGGCCCACAGACUUCUGGCGCUCAACAAUGUAGGCCACGCCACAAAAGUUUGAAACUUUACGCAUGGAGCUGGCGGCAAGACGGGUCAGGAGUGACAGCAGCUGCGCGCCCAAGGAGCAGGCUACAAAUGUUGGUUACUCUGCAUCUCCCUGGAAAGUCAUUUGAAAAGCUGGAGGAACACUGCUGCGAUGCCAAAGGAAAUCCAUUAGACUUUCCGUACUGGAUUUACCAGAGCUCUGAAGAUUUACAACUGGAGUAUCAGUUAAGCUUUGGUACAUAUAAUUUCGAUGACAGUUUUACUUUCAGUAACAUCAACUUUUGUGUUUUGUGGGAAACCAGGAUAAUUGCUUACAUACAAAGUCACUUUUGGAGAGGUUGGAUCUAAAUUACGCACCGGAUUUUUUUAACAAAUGCCAGCCUCUAAGUGGUCUGCGGCUCCCUCAUUUCUUCCUUCCAGCUCCCUUUACCGCACCGACCAAGCGUAUCAUCACCCUCUUCACCAGAUUCGACGCGGGGAGUAAAAGAAAAGUCUCUCCGUUUUUCAUCCCACCAGCGUGCAGCCCCACAAUGUGGGGAGGAGGUUUCCCGAUAUCUGUCAGCGUGAUUGUGACUUUGCUCCUGAUCAUUAUCGAUGUAAAGGCCAGCGGAGAGUUCUGCCACGGCUGGCACGACUCCCAGGGCGCCUGGAAAGAAGGGUUCCAGUGCCCGGAGAAGAUCGACGCAGAGGAUGCGAUCAUCUGUUGUGGCAAAUGUGAGCUACGCUACUGCUGCUCCAGCACGGACGCACGGCUGGAUCAGGGGAGUUGCGAGAACGAUAAGCAGGCACAGGAGCCCGGAACAGAGAACAAAGAAAACAAGAACUCCCGUGCAGUGCCCAUCUAUGUGCCGUUCCUGAUCGUGGGCUCCGUGUUCGUAGCCUUCAUCCUGGUGGGUUCUGUGGUUGCCGUGUGUUGCUGCCGCUGCCUCCGACCCAAGCAGGAACUGUCAUCGGCAGGUGCCACAGGAGGCGGGGCCGCUGGUGGGCGCCUCUUGGAAACCAUCCCCAUGAUGGCUAACACCUCCAGGGGUUCUUCGUCCCGACAAUCCAGCACAGCCACUUCGUCCAGCUCCUCUGCACCGCCCACGGCCCCACGCACGGUCCCACCUCCUAUGAUGCGGGCUCAGGCCUCCUGCUGCCUGCCGCCCGAUGCCAGUGUCUUCGUCAACAUGCCCACUAACUUCUCUGUUCUCAACUGCCAGCAAGCAACCCAAAUCAUGUCUCACCAGGGACAGUUCUUACACCCACAAUACAUCGGCUAUGCCCACCCAGUGUCCCCUACCCCAACCUUUUUGGACCCUGCUCAGGGAGGAUAUAGACCCCUCCAGUCUCCCUGCCCUCCUCCUACUGGUGGGUCUAGUGUCACUAGUGACCAGAAAUACCCUCCUGUGACAGUGUGAUGAGGGGCCAGCCUGCAGACCACUCUACCACUUUGUUGCAAACUUGAAGUUUAACCCACGAGGGCUGCAGAAGAGACAUUUGGGUACACUGUCAGGGUUGGGGGAGAAAAAAAAAAAAAAAAAAAGGUGGGAGGGUACACUGAGGUAAAGCUGUUUCUGGUAGCGGGGCCUGUCCUGCUAUUGGGUGUGGUGUCCGUUUAGUGUCUCAUAUGAUCUCUUGGUAAGUCACACUGAGCUAAGCUCAGCCUAUGAUGGGUUAAGAUAGAUUCAAAGACAAAACUGCAGGUUGAAGGGUCACACAGCCAAGAUAGUAACAACACAGAUUUCAGAGGUGUCUGCAGCUCAAAUAAUGACAGUAUAUGUUUGUGUGUUUGCAUGGAUACCGAUGUGAUUUGUAAAAAAAAAAAAAAAAAAGAUUAUAUGUGCAGGAAUGAGUGAUGACUGGAUGAUUUAUAGCAGUAAAUGUAUGAAAAAUGGAUAUUCAAGCGAGAAUAAUAUGACCACAAGCAGUUUACGCCAUGUGCACCAUCUGUGCUUGUGAAUGCCUGUGACUGGUUUACACAAAAUGGUAUAUUUUGUUUGUGUUGAAAGAAUGAGGAAAGAAAGUGUGUAGACAGAUGUUAGUACUGUAUGUGUGAGAGAGAAUGAGGGAGAGUGUGAACUGUGGAGGGAUGUGGUCUCAUGAGUAACUGUGAGUGAACUGUGUGUAAUGGGAAAUGCAGGUGGUGUGAUGUGAAAGGCAGUUGCAGUCUCCCAGUAGGCCAUUUAAACUCUAAUGAAGUGAACACAGGACACAGACUGUGACGCUCCACCCAACUUAUACAAUCCCCUCUCCUGCCAUCCAGAAAGAAAAAAAAAAAAAAACAAAACAAAAAAACCCACAAAUACCCCAACAGCCCCGAGCAGAAAUACACUCACAGACCCCUGAAUAUGACAAUUUUCACACAAAGCUGGCGGUUAAUGUUGCUUGGACGUUCGAGUGUGUGACACAGAGGGGAGUCAGCUCUUUGGAGAUUUCAGAGUUAAUUACACAGCAAAAACUCUGCCAGCCACCUCCUUCAGAUCUCUCCUGUGAGAAGUGUGUAACAGAGCAGCAGAGUCAUUUUCUAUUUACAAAAAAGGUACAAAAGUGGCAGUAUUUGGUUAGCAAAAA
Melanotaenia boesemani (Boeseman's rainbowfish) is the source of this 2664-nucleotide messenger RNA. RefSeq names its product protein shisa-2. Bases 642 to 1511 code for a protein of 289 amino acids. Lineage: Eukaryota; Metazoa; Chordata; Actinopteri; Atheriniformes; Melanotaeniidae. The record is from RefSeq and is a predicted model, not a curated record. The transcript has 2 exons.